AUGAAGAUCCUUCUCUUUCUCUGUAUUUUUUUUUUCUUUGGUGUCCUCAUUCCACCAGUCAGAAGUAAAGGGCUCCAUGUGAUCUUUAAUUGGUGGAAUGCAUGCAUAAUGCUUGGUGGUCGAUGUAGAAAUCAAUGUGGUAAUAGUGAAUUUAGGAUGGCAUACUGCAAAAGACCUACAACUCUCUGCUGCAUAAAAGAAUGUGACCCUACGGACCCAAAUAAUUGAAUCCCAAAGGACUCAGUAGGAACUCAAGAAUGAUACCGGAAAGACUCAAGUCAUUGA
Molecule: messenger RNA, 285 nt
Organism: Sapajus apella (tufted capuchin)
Lineage: Eukaryota; Metazoa; Chordata; Mammalia; Primates; Cebidae
Gene: DEFB112
Product: defensin beta 112
Exons: 2
Biological process (GO): innate immune response
Cellular component (GO): extracellular region
Source: RefSeq, a predicted model, not a curated record